This is a messenger RNA of Oncorhynchus mykiss (rainbow trout), 798 nucleotides long. The record is from RefSeq and is a predicted model, not a curated record. Lineage: Eukaryota; Metazoa; Chordata; Actinopteri; Salmoniformes; Salmonidae.
AUGAAGUUGAGUGGGAAAGGACUGUGUACCAUCGUCUCCAGCACCCUCCUCUUCGUCUGCGCCGUGAGCGAAGUUGUGGUCGGAUUCAAAUGCAUCUCGCUGGGCACCAAAGUAAAAGUGCAUUUUCACCUCUCGACCGCGGCUGGGGCUUUCUACUCGGGGAUACUGGUCGGACUAGGGCAGGCGCUGCUGGGCUUUGCGCUGCUUUGUUGCAAAGGGAAGCCCGGGUGUCGGAAUUUCUUUCUCAUGGGUAUCCUGGUGUUUUUGUUGGGAGUUCUCACCGCUUUCUCCGGCGCGGUGGUGGACGGGGACACUGUGUCUCUUGUGGAGCGCAAAUAUUCCCAUUAUUGCCUAGACAUAGACUCUGUGGAAUUAACCACCAUCUGCAACCAACUGAAGGAUUAUCAGAAAAGUCUAGUCAUCUCGACCAUUUUUAGCACUUUGGAAUGCCUUCUUGGGCUUAUGAACUUGGUGAUCAUCAAAAGGUACAAAACCGCGCAAUUUUACAGACGGAGGCAAUCACAUAGGCAGAGCGCGGGGGAUAUUCUUUGCAGCGAGGAGCAAGACUUCACCGUGUCCGAAUUCCAACCGGUUUCCUAUAUUAACUUGGGGAUAUUUCACGUGUUCGACGAGGCAGGUGUGGAAGUACAAUGCAGGGGCCACCCGUCUAUCGAGCUCCCGGGUUAUUCACCCACGGAUCCCGAGCUCAACCAUUCCUACCCGUUUUCUUACCCGCUCCCGAACGAGCUACCGCCCGCGUACGAAGACAUUUUCCCCGGAGACGAAAGUAACAAAUAG